Paraphaeosphaeria sporulosa is the source of this 1224-nucleotide messenger RNA. RefSeq names its product SNO glutamine amidotransferase. Gene Ontology annotation, biological process: pyridoxal 5'-phosphate biosynthetic process; pyridoxine metabolic process. Gene Ontology annotation, cellular component: glutaminase complex; cytosol. Gene Ontology annotation, molecular function: glutaminase activity. The transcript is spliced from 2 exons. The record is from RefSeq and is a predicted model, not a curated record. The coding region runs from base 230 to 1099 and encodes 289 amino acids. NCBI's taxonomy places the organism in Eukaryota, Fungi, Ascomycota, Dothideomycetes, Pleosporales, Didymosphaeriaceae.
GCUUCAGCCAGCAGUCGUGCUGCGCGUGCUGCUGCGGGUGUUGAACAGAGGCGGUGGGGUGCGCGUCACUCAGCCGUGCUAUCGAUAACGGCGGCGCGACUUUUUAUACCAUCACUAUCCGUGGGCCACCGUCCAACGGCAUCCGGACUUCGACUGCGAUUCUGACCUCUACCGCACGGCAGUCCCCACCCACUGCACUGCACCGCCCAGGAAGCUGUACGCUUGCGUCAUGACCGUGGUCCUUGCGGACGUGACCGUGGGCGUGCUGGCGCUGCAGGGCGCCUUCAGCGAGCAUGUGCAGCUGCUGCGCGCGGCGGCCGAGUCGCUUGCGCUCAAGGGUGCACCUGCGCAGUCGCCGCCAAAGUGGAGCUUCGUCGAGGUCAGGACGCCCGACGAGCUGGCGCGCUGCGACGGGCUCAUCAUACCCGGCGGCGAGAGCACCGCCAUAUCGCUCGUGGCUGCGCGCUCUGGCCUGCUGGAGCCGUUGAGGGAUUUCGUCAAAGUGCUCCGCAAACCCACGUGGGGGACAUGCGCCGGACUGAUUCUGUUGGCCGAGUCUGCAAACAGGACCAAGAAGGGCGGCCAGGAUCUCAUUGGGGGGCUCGACGUAAGAGUCAACCGGAACCAUUUUGGACGCCAAGUCGAAAGCUUCCAGGCAAAUCUCCAGCUUUCUUUCCUCGGCGAUACCGUCGACAAGUCCGCCAACGAGCCCUACAGAUGCGUCUUCAUCCGGGCGCCCGUUGUCGAGAAAAUUCUCCCGCACAGAGACGGCGUGCAGACCGAGGAACAAUCGCGCGAGGCCACCGUCGUUGCUCCGUCCAAGGCUCCUGGAGACAAGCUUGCUGAAAAGGAAACGACAGCGCAGGUCGAGGUCAUGGCCACGCUCCCGACACAGACGCCUGCGCUGCAGGCCAACCCGGAACACGACCACGCCGGAAGCGAGGACAUCAUUGCCGUGCGACAAGGCAACGUCCUGGGCAUCAGCUUCCACCCAGAGCUGACUGCGGAUCCGCGCAUACACGUGUGGUGGCUAGGGGAGGUGUUGAAGGCAGUCGAGCGCAGACGGCAGUUCGAGGUUGUGGAUCGGUCGGCUUCCUAGCUGUCAGUGAUGUGAGCAUAAGCGCGCAUAUGCAUACAAGCGGGCGGCGUUGGGAUAGACAUGUGCAGGAAGGUAUCUGAUUUGUUAGGCCAUUGCAUGUAUCUAGCUCUGCUGUCGAGCAGAGA